ACGAUACACAUUUGAUAAUAUAUAGUAGAACUAGUUACUAACUAGUAGAAGGAAUUUAGGGUAGGUUAUUUACGCCAAAAGUUGAAAAAGUGAAAACAUUAGAGUUACGUCCCUGAAAACGACUAUUUCCGUAUAUGACUGUCAAUAUGGCAAGUACUAUUAUUGAACCUUUCCCGGUGGAUGGAAUUCUACCAAAAAAAGAAACUGGCGCUACUUCAUUUUUAACCAAAUAUCCCGAAUACGACGGCCGAGGAGUUGUGAUUGCGAUUCUGGAUACAGGUGUAGAUCCAGCUGCUCCAGGUCUAAAGGUCACAACUGAUGGUAAACCAAAAAUAAUUGACUUGGUUGACUGUACAGGAGCUGGCGAUGUUGACACCUCAACUGUAGUCACUGCUACGGAUGGUGUUAUUGUUGGUCUGUCUGGACGUAAGCUAAAUAUUCCUACAACAUGGGUAGUACCAAAUGGCAAGUUCCAUAUUGGCAUAAAAUUGGCUCACGACCUUUACCCAAAGCCACUCAAGGAAAGAGUGGUAGAAGAAAAGAGAGAGAAACUUUGGAACCCUCAACACAGAGAGGCAGUUACCAAUGCAUUGAGAAAUCUGGAGAGUUUUGACAAGGCUCACCCAAGCUGCACAUCUCUUGAAGAUAAAACCCAACGUGAGGACUUACAAGCUAGGGUUGACAUUUUGAAUUCAUUAGACAAAAAAUACCCAGAACUUGGUGCUGUCUAUGACUGUAUUGUUUUCCAUGAUGGUGAGAAAUGGAAAGCUUGUGUUGAUACAUCAGAAAAAGGGGAUUUGCAGAGCUGUACACUUUUGUCAAAUUUCAGGGAAUCUCAUGAAUAUGGUCAACUUAGUCAAGCUGAUAUGUUGACAUAUUCAGUAAAUAUCUAUGAAGAAGGAAAUGUUUUGGAAAUCGUCACUAAUGCAGGGGCCCAUGGAACUCAUGUUGCUUGUAUUGCUGCUGGAUACUUCCCAGACAACAAAGAACUUAACGGCAUUGCCCCUGGAGCUCAAAUCAUUGGCCUUAAGAUAGGAGAUACCAGGCUUGGCUCCAUGGAGACUGGAACAUCACUUGUUAGAGCUAUGAAAUAUAUUAUGGAUCAUAAAGUGGAUCUCAUCAACUACAGCUAUGGUGAGGCAGCCCAAGUUUGCAAUUCAGGGCGUGUCAUCAACCUCAUAACACAAGUAGUCAAUGAAAAAGGAGUCAUUUUUGUAUCCAGCGCUGGAAACAAUGGUCCUGCAAUAUCCACAGUGGGCACCCCAGGAGGGACAACAUCUGCUGUGAUAGCUGUUGGUGCUUAUGUUACACCACAGAUGAUGAUGGCUGGGUACUCAAUGAGGGAGCCACUGCCAGCCAUGCACUACACCUGGUCAUCACGAGGCCCUGCACAUGAUGGUGCCCUUGGUGUCUGUGUCAGUGCCCCAGGUGGGGCUAUUGCCUCUGUGCCUAACUGGACUUUGAGAGGGUGCCAAUUGAUGAAUGGGACUAGUAUGAGCUCUCCCAAUGCUUGUGGGUCUAUAGCAUUAAUCCUGUCUGGGCUUAAGGCAAGCAGAGUUUAUAUUUCACCAUUUAGUGUGCGCAGAGCUUUAGAAAACACAGCAGUUAAACUGGAAGAUGUGGAAGUCUUUGCUGCUGGACAAGGACUAGUACAGGUUGAAAAUGCCUUCAGCUACUGUGUGAAAUAUCAGAAUAGUCCUGGGGAACAUGUGCAAUUAACUACUCAGUGCUCAGGGAACAACAGAGGGAUUUAUCUCAGGGAACUGCCACAAGUUACAAAGCCAACAGAAGUAACUGUGUCAGUGGAACCCUUGUUUCAAGAACAAACUGAUCCACAGACCAAAAUUGACUUUAACAUCAACUUCAGUUUGACAUGUACACAGUCGUGGGUUCAGUUUCCCACAAGUUUCUUACUGAUGAAUGCCAGCAGGACAUUUACUGUCAAAGUUGACCCCAGGGGAUUAGCAGAGGGCAUUCAUUACGCUGAAAUCCGUGCAUUUGAGUCUGAAAAUAUAGAAAGAGGCCCAUUAAUUCGUAUUCCUAUAACAGUUGUAGUUCCAGUCAGUUUCCCAGCCUGUUACAAAUGUCACCUACAGAAUAGCAAAUCAGUCAUGAAGGUGGUCCCAAAUACAGGUUUACGUUUCUUUGAGAAAUGCCUUAGGUCUCCAAAGAUUGUUCCUAGUUCUCAAAAUUUAUGCAACAGGCUGGUAGACUUGACUAAUUACACCAUUUCAACACUUGGUCAGAGUUUUAAACCUGGCCAGAUACUCAGGAGAUUCAUUCAUGUGCCCUUUGGAGCUUCAUAUGCAGUCUUAAAGCUGGUUUCUUUAGAUGCCGAAAAAAGUGGGCGUUUUCUGAUUCAUACAUUACAGAUAUCUCCUCAGACAGCUUACAAAGAUCAUGAGUUUUCCAAAAUUGUAACUCUCUUAGAAAGAGGGGAAGGAAUUUAUGCCUUUUCAGUUUUGGGUGACUGUACAUUAGAACUAUGUGUAGCCAAGUGGUGGGCCAAUCUGGGGGAUGUGACCUUAGAUAUACACUUGUCAUUCUAUGGAGCUCAACUUGACGCCAAGUAUCCUGUUAUGCAUGGGGGAGAGGGCAUUGCCAGAUUUGAUAUUAUUUCACCACUACGAUCAGAAGAUUUAAAUCCAAGUCUUUCUUUGAAAACAGUUGUUUCACCUCUCAGGCCCACAGACUCCAAAAUACGAUGCCUAUCAACUGAGAGAGACCAGCUGAAGGAUGGACGACAAAUACAUGCCAUUGAUCUGACAUACACAUUUCAUUUGCCUAAAGCCACAGAGGUGACACCAGACUGUGCCUUGUUAAGUGAUACACUCUAUACCAGUGAAUAUGAAAGUCAGAUGUGGGUUAUGUACGAUGGGAACAAACAAUACAUUGCUGCUGGGGAUGCCUACCCAAGUCGAUAUGUGGUGAAGCUAGAGAAGAAUGACUUUACAAUCCUACUGCACAUACGCCAUGAGAAGCGAGAUAUGCUGGAGAAACUGAAAGAUCUGGUCCUUCUGGUCAAAAUGAAAUUACACAGUCCCAUCGCCCUUGACCUUUAUUCCAACUGGCAGGCAGCAAUUACAAGUGGCAAAAAGUUGUCUUCUUUCACGCUACAGAAAGGCUCGAGGCAACCUAUAUUUGUUUCUCAGUUGCCAGAAGAUAAAUUGCCUAAAGGCUGUGCACCUGGCUGGUAUUUCACUGGUCAUUUAACUCUUGCCAAAGAUGAGCCUGGUAAGCCAAAGAGUGGCUCCAAGUUCAAGUACUUUGUCUCUGAGCUGCCCAACAAGUCUAAAGUCAACGGCAAGAAGAAGGAGAAGGAGGUCAAGGACAGCACUAAAGACAAGUUCACGUUAGAGAGCAUGACUGAGGCUAUUCGAGAUUUGAAGAUCUCUUGGUUGGCUAAACCACCAGCCACAGCAUCAAAGUCUAUCUUUGAAGAGCUGAAAAAAGAGUUCCCCAAACAUUUGCCAGUGUAUAUAGCCAGGUUGAAUGCAUUAGAGGCUGCCACUGAAUCCUAUACCCGUGCUGAAGAAAGUGUCCUACAGGAGAUGAUCAGUGUGGGGAAAGAGGCUGUACAGUGUAUUGACUCGGAUGCUCUAUUGACUUACUUUGGUAUGAAAACUGACACUAGGCCCGACUCUGCAGCUAUCAAGAGUGACAUGGAAAAGAAAAAGUCCUGGCUGAUUGACAUUCUUGUGAAGAUUGGGUUGGCCCAAGCAGAAAUUGUCCUUCAAAAGUUCUCCGACAGUAUUACUAGUGAGGAUGUGAACCAGACCUUCAGUGAACUCAGUAAAUGGGUGGAUGUCACUGAUAACAAGCAAACAUUUACCUUUGCCUGGCGUCAUGCUGUGGUCCUAUCACAAUAUGGUAGAGCUCUUAAAAUAUUGAUGAAGCAACAAGAUGAACGCCACAGUAAGGAUCUAGAGGAGAAAAUUUUAGAACUCUACAAGAAACUUGAUUGGAAACAUUGCCAGGAGUAUUUAGAGAAGACUGCCUGUAUACGAUAUCCAGCUAGUUACCAACCAUUUUAACUCUUAGACAUUGACAGACAUAAUUAGAUGCACAUUUUACUGAAUGGGCAUUAGAAUUGUCUUAACUGUAAAUUGUAUUGCAAUGUAAACUGCUAUGUACCUCACAAUCUUUCCCUACAUAACAGUUUUUAGACUUUCUUGUUUCUUAUGGCGACAAACACUUUUUUAAUCAAUAAAAUAUUUUCACCAUUUCUACAGAAAUGAUUGCAAUUUGCUGCCCCUAAGUUGUUUAGACUUAAUGUGUACAAAAAUGUGUGUACUUUGUAUAUUGACAAAUUACUCCUGAAUUGGAUAUUAAAUAUUCUAGAUAUGAUGUUACAAAUAACUUUUGUUAUUAAUUUGUCCUAACAAUCAGAUUGUCUUGGGACAUGUUUUGGUAUCACAUUACUAGUUGCAAGCUUGAAACAUUUGUAUAAACUCUACAUUCUUAUGUUUUAUUUUGUUUUCUUAUUAAAGAUAAAACUAUUUA
Messenger RNA from Biomphalaria glabrata, 4503 nucleotides. RefSeq names its product tripeptidyl-peptidase 2-like. The record is from RefSeq and is a predicted model, not a curated record. NCBI's taxonomy places the organism in Eukaryota, Metazoa, Mollusca, Gastropoda, Planorbidae. Gene Ontology annotation, molecular function: tripeptidyl-peptidase activity; serine-type endopeptidase activity. The transcript is spliced from 30 exons. The coding region runs from base 135 to 4034 and encodes 1299 amino acids. Gene Ontology annotation, cellular component: cytosol. Gene Ontology annotation, biological process: proteolysis.